UGGAAAGAGAGAGAGCGGGGCAGAGUGUGUGUAUGCGUUUCACACACAAAACCAGAUAUACAUAACUCAGCAGAAGAGGAACAGAGACCAAAAGCUGCUGACAAACACAUUAUAAUGAUACUUUGUAUUUUGUAUUUAAAAGCGUCUGGAUUAUCAAAUCACUGGAUUGUAAAGCAGAGGACGGAGCCUGGAGAUCAUGGAACCUGUGAGUCUGGUCUCAGCACUGGCUAACCAGACAGGGCACAACAACUCUACCCUGGACUCUGAUUGGUCAACGAGAUCUUCGGAGUACAGUGAUGCAGAGCUUGUGCUGCUGGGUGUUGCAAUGGCUAUUCUGGUUCUGGCCAUAGUUUUUGGUAACGUGCUGGUGAUUACAGCCAUCCUGCGGUUCCCGCGGCUCCAGACAGUCACCAACCUCUUCAUUGCCUCACUGGCUAUUGCUGACCUUAUCAUGGGUUUGGUUGUGGUCCCCUUUGGUUCCAGCUACAUCAUGCUGGGAGCCUGGCAGUUUGGAAACUUCAUGUGUGAAUUCUGGACAGCAACUGACGUGCUGUGUGUGACGGCUAGUAUCGAAACCCUGUGUGUGAUUGCUCUGGACCGCUACCUUGCCAUCACCUCUCCGCUCCGCUACCCAACACUACUCACCAGAGGCCGGGCCUUUGCGGUGGUCCUCGGGGUUUGGGCAGUGGCCUCCCUCAUCUCCUUCCUGCCCAUCCAUCUGAAAUUGUGGGUGUCAGAUAAUGCGGAGACUCUUCGGUGCUUGGCCGACGAAUACUGCUGUGAUUUCAACACCAACGCAGCGUACGCUGUGUCUUCCUCAAUUGUCUCAUUCUACUUGCCACUGGUGGUGAUGAUUUUCCUGUACACCCGCGUCUUCCAGGAGGCUCAGAAACAGCUGGAGAAGAUCAGAGGGAGGGAGAGACACUUCUAUAACUUGCAUUACACUGCACAGCUGACUGAUCCCGAUGAUGCAAUGAACAAACACAGGGCAGGAACUGAGGCAGGGGAGGACAGACUAAACAUGCAGAAAACAGGAAGAAUAGACACUGGUAAGGAGGAAAGGUUAGGAGAGAGCAAAGCAAGGACAGAAAAAGGAGAAGGAAAAUACUCUGCCACAAAGCGUCUUAAGUUCUGUCUUAAGGAGCACAAGGCUGUGAAAACUCUGGGGAUUAUCAUGGGAACCUUCACAUUGUGUUGGCUUCCCUUCUUCAUCCUCAACAUCCUCAUGACCUUCCUCAACUUGGGCAACAUUAAGCUGCUCUUCAGACUCCUCAACUGGCUAGGGUACUCCAACUCAGCCUUCAACCCACUCAUCUACUGCCGCAGCCCCGACUUCAGGCAUGCCUUUCAGGAGAUACUCUGUUUGAGGGGCAAAGGGGGGCGCUGCAGAGGUAGGAGAGGAUUGGGAUGGUGCAGGGAGAGAGAUUGUUACUCCAAGCCUCCAGGUAGGACGAAUGGGAACUCAGACCUGCAUGCUGUUAGGGGGCUGGACGUUCAGCAGAGGUCAGGGUGGAAGGGCAGUUUGGCAAUUCGAGACAACUCACUAACUCCUUCAAAGUCUUGCUGUGAGCAGGUUUUAGAAGUAGCUCCUGGUUCCCCAACAAACUGGCAGGCUAACAGUUCUGCUAAUGAGAGCUGCAAGGACAGUAUGGCUUCUAUUGCUUGACCAAUUAGGAUAUUAGACUUCACAUUCUGUGUGCAUAGCUGUGCAGUAAACAGCAGUUUGAUGAAGCUCAAAACAUUUGUUUUUUGUGGAGAUUGACUCCAGGCUGUAGCUUAUAGUGUCGUUAACUAAUAUUCCAUUAGGUGUGUUUUGGUCAAUGUUACUGAGGUUUUACUUGUGAUCACCUCUAUGCUGCUGCAGCUUUCCUAAUAACAAUGUAAAUCACAAAGGCAGCUACAUAAGUAAACCAUGUUCAGCAGUGAGCUUUGAAAGAGGGCCGACUUAAACCUCUAAUUGAAAUUUUAAGGCAUCAUAAUGUCACUUUUUGAGAAAUGAGGAAUGAGGCGGAUUUACAACAACACAAUGCAAAAGUCGCUGCCUCAAAAAUAAUGAUAAUCAAACAACAGACACAGAAAAACCGCUUUAAUAAAAUGAAACCAAACAUUAUGAUCUUCACCAAACUGGUCCUUACAACAGAGCUCAGGUCAUUGGAAGAUGUUUCUGUUAUUCUGUCCACCCCGCUGAUUAUACCAACUGGAUAACAGAAAGGUGAUGUUAUAAUGUACUGCAUAUGAUGCUACUGAGAUACAUGACAAAAAGAAGUUAAUCAUUAAAGGACAUUACUGCUA
Micropterus dolomieu (smallmouth bass) is the source of this 2292-nucleotide messenger RNA. Its product is annotated as beta-2 adrenergic receptor-like. Gene Ontology annotation, biological process: norepinephrine-epinephrine-mediated vasodilation involved in regulation of systemic arterial blood pressure; adenylate cyclase-activating adrenergic receptor signaling pathway; negative regulation of smooth muscle contraction. Gene Ontology annotation, molecular function: beta2-adrenergic receptor activity; norepinephrine binding. Bases 197 to 1666 code for a protein of 489 amino acids. NCBI's taxonomy places the organism in Eukaryota, Metazoa, Chordata, Actinopteri, Centrarchiformes, Centrarchidae. Gene Ontology annotation, cellular component: membrane. The transcript is spliced from 4 exons. The record is from RefSeq and is a predicted model, not a curated record.